This is a messenger RNA of Alternaria burnsii, 1335 nucleotides long. RefSeq lists its product as uncharacterized. Bases 1 to 1335 code for a protein of 444 amino acids. The transcript has 4 exons. The record is from RefSeq and is a predicted model, not a curated record. NCBI's taxonomy places the organism in Eukaryota, Fungi, Ascomycota, Dothideomycetes, Pleosporales, Pleosporaceae.
AUGGUUUACGCCAAACCCGUCGAAAAACCCUUUGUUACCUCAUCCUCUUUCCCCUCCCCGUCAGGUCUCCUGUAUCGCCAAGAUAGUGCGUUAAAUCUCCCCAAUCUCUCUUCAAUCAGUGACAAGCAGUCAGUCCAGAUUGCAGGAAUAGACUGGGACACAAGUAAUAUCGCCGACGACAAUUCAUGGCAGAGAUUCAAGGGUAAAGGAAACAUGUUCUACUGCCUCAUGGACAUGUCUGAUUCUGCGGCUGGAGUUCAAUGGCCAGACCCAUUUAAGAGACUGCCUCCCUCAGCAAGCAGUCCCUGGAAAGGAACUCUUGAAGGCAAGUUCCUAACUCUCACAAUGCUUGACUUUUCUAACUCAUACGCCUCCAAUGAACUGGCAACCUGGGGUUGGUUCGAAGGGGAAUACGACCAGGAUGUAAGCGCCAACUUCGGCGACAACGUUCCCGAUGUUAAGAACAUGAUCGAAGUCGCACUCACAGCUUUGGGUCUGAGUACCACUCCCAUGAAAGACGGCGGUAAAAACAUCGGCAUCUCCAUCGAGCAUUACGACGACCAACUGAAGUACGAUGAUGGGGAAGAUGUUCCCAUCGAUGAGCAAAAUUACGAAGUCGACGGGAAAACAUACCCGAAUACUGGUGCUUGGUUCCGAUUUACUCUAAAUCCGGAACAAGGCGUGAUAUUCGGCCAAGAUUUUCUUGGUCCCAAAGCCGCAGCAGAACAGAAUCUAGACUGGGACGUCAAGAAAGAAGAGCUCCCCAAGCUAAGUAUAGCGUCCGACAUCCUAGCUGCAUAUUGGUUACGCAGUCCAACUCCUAAGAACCUCAAAUAUUGGUUCGGCCAAGAUGUCACGAAUGAGGACACAGUGCCAAUCAUUAUCAAGAUCCUUUUAAAUCAUGGAUUUACUGAAGGCGUUCCAACUUGGCCGGGAUUACAAUUGAAUAUGCCGAGUGAAGAGGCGUUAGUACUUCUGGGCUCGCCCAUCGGUUCAACCAUAGCCUUCUUCCUUAUUCAGCACAAGGAAGAACUUGGAUUGAAACACGUCUCUUCCAUAACCAUUUUUCGUGAUCGCAAGACCGAACCUGAUCAUCAUGCGGAAGUGCAACUUCUGUUUCGCAUCGACGACGUACCUCAAGAUGAUAUAUUGCCCGAAGAUACGGAAAUGCUGGAUGAGGGUACAAAAGGAAAACAUACGCGACGCGGUACCAGGAGGAAAGAUAGCAUGGUAGAUCUGGAUUUGGGACGAAACAUUAGCAGGGUGCAUGAGAUGAGCUUGGGCGAGCGCGGCGAGAUGGUGCUGUACAGUCACGAGUUCAAGCGGGAAUUAUGA